Molecule: messenger RNA, 1220 nt
Organism: Carica papaya (papaya)
Lineage: Eukaryota; Viridiplantae; Streptophyta; Magnoliopsida; Brassicales; Caricaceae
Source: RefSeq, a predicted model, not a curated record
UCUUCCUUUCUUCCAAACGCUCUUCUUCGCUUUUGGGGAUCUGAAACUUUGAUACCACUUAUGCUUUGCCUAUGACUCUUUUGCUUCGCUGAUCUCUCUCGCUCGCUGUACGUAACAGAGGUUUAGUUCCUCCGGUAGUAAUUCUCUCUCGCUAUCCUCUAUGGACAUCCCCUUGCCGUUGGAUAAGUUGUUCUCAGAAUCAGUGACCGCGGAGAAGACUUUUGUUGUUCUUGUAGCAACCGGGAGUUUCAAUCCUCCUACCUUUAUGCACUUGCGCAUGUUUGACCUUAUGCAUUCUUCAAACGCUAACUUCUCUUCGGAAGUGAAGAAGAACAAAAAUCCAGAGCUGGCCAGAGAUGCUUUAAAUUCAGAGGGCUAUUGUGUCAUUGGAGGCUACAUGUCCCCCGUUAGUGAUGCGUACAACAAAAGGAGUCUUAUACCAGCUGAACAUCGUGUAAAGUUAUGUAAUCUAGCCUGCAAAAGCUCUGAGUUUAUAAUGGUUGAUUCAUGGGAGGCAAAUCAAAGUACAUAUCAGCGUACUCUAACUGUUCUCUCUAGAGUCAAGUGUCUUUUGAGCGAAAGUGGAUUGAUAUCCAGGGGAUCUCUUAAGGUAAUGCUUAUCUGUGGCUCUGACUUACUCCAAUCUUUUAGCAUUCCUGGAGUUUGGAUUCGUGAACAGGUCAGAACCAUUUGCAAAGAUUAUGGUGUGGUUUGUAUCCGCAGAGAAGGACAAGAUGUUGAAAAAAUCAUCUACAAUGAUGAGAUUCUGAAUGAGAACAAGUUAAACAUUAAGGUGGUUGAUGAACUUGUACCUAACCAAAUUAGUUCAACAAGAGUGAGGGAAUGCAUUUCAAGAGGGUUAUCAAUAAAGUAUUUGACGAUAGAUGAAGUUAUAGAUUAUAUCAGACAACACCACUUAUACCUGAGAAGGGAUGAUAAGUAAUUAUCCAACUCCAACUCAUUGUUAUAGAUUGCAUGUUUCUGUAAACUGUCAAGAAGCACAAUUUCAAUAAUGAGGGAGUUUAAUUAUAAAUGGUCUAAUAAUCUUCCACGGAUCAACAAGCACCAAUUGGCAAUUGGUGGCACUUUGGGUACUUUUCGGUGUAAAUUUCAUGGCUCAAUUGAAUCAAUUUUCUGUUCAAGUCAAAUAUGCAAUUUGCCUCAGAAGAAGGCAGCUUUGGCUCCAUUUGAGCUUACGAACUUGCCAAUUUCAAUCGUGA